This is a messenger RNA of Dufourea novaeangliae, 2178 nucleotides long. RefSeq names its product alcohol dehydrogenase class-3 (gene Fdh). Gene Ontology annotation, biological process: formaldehyde catabolic process. NCBI's taxonomy places the organism in Eukaryota, Metazoa, Arthropoda, Insecta, Hymenoptera, Halictidae. Gene Ontology annotation, molecular function: S-(hydroxymethyl)glutathione dehydrogenase [NAD(P)+] activity; zinc ion binding. The transcript is spliced from 7 exons. Gene Ontology annotation, cellular component: cytosol. The coding region runs from base 120 to 1253 and encodes 377 amino acids. The record is from RefSeq and is a predicted model, not a curated record.
CCGGGUUAUCGCUGUAAUAUCACGAACGGUGUCGAGAAAGAUUAUAUUCAUCGUCGUAUUGUUCGUUCAGUUUCUUACAGUCUCUUAAAUCGUUGAUUAUUAAUUCUCAUUACUUUAUCAUGUCGGACACUGCUGGAAAGGUAAUUAAAUGCAAAGCUGCUGUAGCGUGGAAGGAAAAGCAACCUCUCUCGAUCGAGGAAGUUGAGGUAGCUCCACCAAAGGCUCACGAAAUCAGAAUUAAAGUUGUUGCUGUAGCUUUGUGUCAUACUGAUGCUUAUACCUUAGAUGGUUUGGAUCCAGAAGGAAUUUUCCCAUGUAUUCUUGGUCAUGAAGGCAGUGGCAUCGUUGAAAGUGUUGGUGAUGGAGUUGCAGAAUUUCAACCGGGCGAUCAUGUGAUUCCAUUGUAUAUUCCUCAAUGUGGGGAUUGCAAAUUUUGCAAAUCUCCAAAGACGAAUUUGUGCAGCAAGAUACGUGUAACACAAGGAAAGGGUGUUAUGCCUGAUGGUACUUCUCGGUUCACUUGCAAGGGUCAGACAAUUUCUCACUUUAUGGGUUGUUCUACUUUCUCUGAAUAUACAGUGGUAGCUGAUAUUUCUCUUGCUAAGAUUGACCCCAAUGCACCAUUCGAUAAAGUAUGUUUGCUGGGUUGUGGAGUGCCUACUGGGUAUGGUGCUGCCCUUAACACGGCCAAAGUAGAACCUGACAGUACAUGUGCCAUAUGGGGAUUAGGUGCAGUUGGGUUGGCAGUUGCACUGGGUUGCAAAAAGGCUGGUGCAAAACGCAUUAUUGGGGUAGAUGUAAAUCCAAGUAAAUUUGAGCUUGCUAAAACAUUUGGAUGCACUGAACUCAUUAAUCCCAAGGAUUAUAAUAAACCAAUUCAGGAAGUUCUGGUAGAAUUAACUGAUGGUGGAUUAGAUUAUAGUUUUGAGUGUAUUGGCAAUGUUAACACUAUGAGAGCUGCUUUAGAAUCCUGUCAUAAAGGCUGGGGUACAUCUGUUAUUGUGGGUGUGGCUGCAGCAGGUCAGGAGAUCAGUACAUAUCCAUUCCAGUUGGUAACAGGACGUGUAUGGAAGGGAACUGCAUUUGGUGGUUGGAAAUCCAAAGAAAGUGUACCCAAAUUUGUACAGGAAUACAUGUCAAAAUCUCUGAUGCUUGAUGAGUUCAUUACACAUACUCUUCCGUUCGAGAAGAUUAACGAAGGAUUCGAUUUAUUGCACUCAGGAGCUUGCUUGAGAGCAGUGCUUAAAUACUAAAAGGGAGUAUACAAAGUGAUUCAGCACCGGUUUUCAUACGAUUCCUUUUGAAAUAUGGUUGCAAUAUCUAUUUUUUUGUAAGAAUAUUUAAAUAAAGAUAAUAUAUUCCUAGAUAUAUUCCAGUUUGGUGUAUUUGGAAGGAAAGAAGUGCAGAGAACCAUAUAAUGCCCGGAUUUCUACAACAAUCUUUAUUCAUAAAGAAUUCUUACAGCCACAUGUACAAUACCAGUUUGGUGAAAUAUCAAUAGUAGCUUCGGAAUGAAGUAAAAAUUCUUUAUGCUUCGACCAGGUGCAUACCUUACAAAAAAUCAUCACGUUACGAAGAUCAUAGACGAUGAUUUUCUCCAUUGUAUAUAAUUAUGUAUAUACAAUAUGCAAGACGACGACGUUCUCGGUAAAACUAUCGUAUGGUUGCGUUCGAGUUAUGCUCGGUUAAUCUAGAUAUCGACGGUAAUGAAUUCAGGCGGAAAUAGAAAUUGCACUCACAGUAGCAAAGAGAGUGUACGCGUUUCCAGUGAAUGUACUAAUCGCGGACCAAUGUUCAGCCAAAUUCAAUAUGGCGCCGAAUGGAUAUUUCUAUGAAUCCUUACUCUAUCACUAGACUGCGGAUUUUAUGCACUUGUUACAUAUUCAAAACAUUAUAAAGUAAGAAAAUCAAUGAAGUUUCUUAUUCGAAUCGAAUAGGGGAGUUAAGAAGCUGACUGUCGGAUCACUCGUACACAGGCGACAGAGCCUUGAGUUCUGUUUAAAAUAUUCACUCUUACGACGAGACCUGUAAUUGAAACGAAUUUAAAAACUUAAGUAUAUUGCAACUAUUUAUAGACAUUACUCUGACAGUCAGCUUGUUAAUUGGGACAAUAAGUUUCUGUGUACAUUAAUCUACGAAACUUUGAAUUUUUCGCAUUAAACGUCCGUAGCCUGUUUG